Messenger RNA from Brettanomyces nanus, 870 nucleotides. RefSeq lists its product as uncharacterized. Lineage: Eukaryota; Fungi; Ascomycota; Pichiomycetes; Pichiales; Pichiaceae. The record is from RefSeq and is a predicted model, not a curated record. Bases 1 to 870 code for a protein of 289 amino acids. Gene Ontology annotation, cellular component: nucleus; cytoplasm. Gene Ontology annotation, molecular function: heat shock protein binding. The transcript has a single exon.
AUGGCUGUUCCGUUUCCUGAUAUUGAUCCUUAUGAAGAGCUUGGAGUGUCCGCCAAAGAUUCUCCACCUACAGUGAGAAAGGCGUACUUUAAGUUGUGUCUUAAAUACCAUCCUGACAAGCUUGGAAAGGUUACAGAAAAGAGUAAGGGCGAGUAUAAGACGCGAUUCGAGCGGAUUCAAUUCAGUUAUGCGAUUCUUGGCAACAUCAAGCGUAGAAAGAGAUACGAUGAUACGGGUAGUUUAGACGACGAUGACUUUUUGGCCGAGGAUUUUAACUGGAAAGAUCUAUUUCACCGAUAUAAUAGUAUUGAGGUGACGGAAGAAAUGAUUGAAGAGGAUCGAAACAAGUAUCAAGACUCGAAAGAGGAGUAUGAAGAUAUAAAAGAGUCGAUGACAUAUUACCAAGGAGAUUUUUUGAAGUUGUUUGAAGUGAUACCUCAUUUGGAGUUUACGCAACAAGAGGAGGAACGGAUGUUUGACAUGGUGAAGAGAAUGUUGAAGAAGAAAGAGAUUGAAAGGUACCAAAAUUGGGGAAACUACAUCGAGAACCGUACUAAAGAGGUGAAGAGAAUGCUUAGAAAUGUUAAUAAGGAGUCUCUCGAGGCAGACAAAAUGCUACAAGAAAUCCAGAAGAAGGCCAAGCAGAAAGCCAAGUUGAAAGAAGACUCUGCAAACAUCUCGUUGCAAGCCCUUAUUGAGGCUAAGCAUUCAAAGAAUAAUGAUCCGUUUGAAGCAUUAUUGGCCAAGUAUUCCGGUGCCAAUAAAGGCAAAGGUAAGAAGAGGAAGAAGACGAAAGAUGAGUACGAGAUUGAUGAUGACGAGUUUGAAAGAAUACAACAAGAGAUGAUUGGCAAGAAGAAGAAAGUAUAG